CCACGCGCGGCGCUUUGCGCAUGCGCCGCAUCCCGCCCGGGGAAGGUGCCACUGCGCAUCCUCACACGGGGGAGGGGGGUCAGUUGUGUUCCUGCGCAGCCGCGAAGCGGCCGCUUCCCCCGCCGCUCCCCGGCCGCACAUGCGCGCUGAGGGGGCGCAGGGCCCCGGCGGCGGAGGGAAGAUGGCGGCGGUGGUACAGAAUGUGGUGAAGCUGCUGGGCGAGCAGUACUACCGCGACGCCAUGGAGCAGUGCCACAGCUACAACGCGCGGCUCUGCGCCGAGCGCAGCGUGCGCCUGCCCUUCCUGGACUCGCAGACCGGCGUGGCGCAGAGCAACUGCUACAUCUGGAUGGAGAAACGGCACCGGGGGCCGGGUUUGGCGGCCGGGCAGCUGUACUCGUACCCCGCGCGGCGCUGGAGGAAGAGACGCCGCGCUCACCCGCCCGAGGACCCGCGGCUCGCCUUCCCCGCCAUCAAACCCGAAGCAGACUCGGGGGUGAAGAAGGAGGGCGCGCUGCCGGCGGACGGCAGCAGUCUGGAGGCGCUGCUGCUGCGCACCGACGCUCUGGACAAGCGGGCGCUGCCGGAUCCGCGCGGCGACGACGACGCGGCCGAGUUCCCCGGGGCCAACAGCCGCGCCAGGAAGCGCAUUCUGGAGCCGGAGGACUUUCUGGACGACUUGGACGACGAGGACUACGAGGAGGACACGCCGAAGCGGCGCGGGAAGGGCAAGGCCAAGGGCAAAGGUGUCGGGGGCGCUCGCAAGAAGCUGGACGCGGCCAUCCUGGAGGAUCGGGACAAGCCCUACGCGUGCGACAACACUUACAAACAAAAGCAUUCCCUGAAACCUCCCGACCGAGUUUGCGGCAAGCGCUACAAGAACCGGCCGGGCCUGAGCUACCACUACGCGCACUCGCACUUGGCCGAGGAGGAGGGCGACGACAAGGACGACUCGCAGCCGCCCACCCCCGUGUCCCAGCGCUCCGACGAGCACAAGUCCAAAAAAGGCCCCGACGGGCUAGCGCUGCCCAACAAUUACUGCGAUUUCUGCCUGGGCGACUCCAAGAUCAACAAGAAGACGGGGCAGCCCGAGGAGCUGGUCUCGUGCUCCGACUGCGGCCGCUCGGGCCACCCGUCGUGCCUGCAGUUCACGCCGGUGAUGAUGGCGGCGGUGAAGACGUAUCGCUGGCAAUGCAUCGAGUGCAAGUGCUGCAACAUCUGCGGCACCUCCGAGAACGACGACCAGCUGCUUUUCUGCGACGACUGUGACCGCGGGUACCACAUGUACUGCCUGACGCCCCCCAUGGCCGAGCCCCCCGAAGGGAGCUGGAGCUGCCACCUGUGUCUGGACCUGCUGAAGGACAAGGCCUCCAUCUACCAGAACCACCAGGGCCAGCCCAGCGCCUGAGCCCCCGCUCCGCGCUCCCGCCGGUCCCUUCUCUCUCCCUUUCUUUCCCUUUCUUUCCCUUUCUUUCCCUUUACUCCCCUUUAUUUCCUUUUAUUUCCCUUUAUUUCCCUUUAUUUCCCUUUAUUUCCCCUCAUUUCCUUUUAUUUCCCUUUAUUUCCCUUUUAUUUCCCUUUAUUUCCCUUUAUUUCAUCUCCAUUCUUUCGCUCCAAUUUCACCUCUUCUCCCUCUAUUUCUUUUAUUUCCCAUUUCUAUUUCCUCUUAUUUCCUCUUUUCCCUUCUUUCCUUUAGUUUUACUUCCUUUAGUUUUACUUCCUUUAGUUUUAUUUCCUUUAGCUUUAUUUCCUUUAUUUCCUUUCUUUUUAUUUCCUUCCCCUUUUAAACUUUCCUUUAUUUCUUCAUUUUCUUCUAUUUUCCUUCCUCUUAUUUUCUCCAAUUUCUCUUAAUCCCUUAUUUUCCCUUCUCUUAUUUUCUCUUAUUUUCUCCAAUUUCUUCUAAUUUCUCUUAUUUCCUCUCAUUUCCCCCAAUCGUUUCCUCCUCAUUUCGUUUCAUUUCAUUUCUCUUAUUCCCCGGUAUCGGUAACUUUAUGGUUUUUAAAGCGUUAUUUUCACUCUUCCCCCCUUUUCCCUCCUCCCCCUUCCCGCCCAUUUGGGCUCAAUCCGGUUUCUUUUGGAGCCCUCGCGGCAAAUUCCCCCAUUCCCACCACCCCCAAAAGGGCGUUUUUUCACCCCAAAACAAGACCCGCCCCCCCCCCCCCCCCCCAAGUUUUGGCGGGAAAAUCACCCUUUUUAUGCUUUUCCAGCCAAAUCGCGGCGGGGGGGCCCAAAAUGCCCCUUUGGGCCCCACAUUGUGGGGCCUUUUCCUCCUUUCCGCAUUUUUGGGGUGAAUUGUUGGGGUUUUGCUUUCCAUUCCCCUCCCCCCCCACGAGGCCUUAACCCCCGACCGGCACAAAACGGGUCAAACUCCCUCACUUUGGGGUCCCCCCCCACCCCCCCGCUGGCGCAAAACGGGGCAAAACUCCCCCAUUUUGGGGUUUCCGGCACGGUCGCACAGGGUUUGAUUUUGGGGCGAAAAAGCCGCUUUUUACCCCCAAACCGCCGCUGACGCCCCAUCCCCCACCCCCCCCUCCCCCCCCCCAGGGUCCCGUUGACUGAAUGUGCCUGUUUUAUAGCAAAAUCAACUCAAAAACCUACCUCCGACCCCCCGAGGAGCCGACCGGGACUCAGACCGCCCCAAAACCACCCAAAAUCCCCCCAAGAUGAACCAAAACCGCUCAAAAUCGACCAAAACCCCCUCAAAACAACCCCCCGUACACCAAAAAUCAACCCCGGUGGUUUCUCUCCCUCCCCACCCCCUCCCCCCCCCCCCCCCCAAGCGCGAUUUGGGUGGAAACAAAGGCGUUUUGGUUCAAAACGGGGGGGUUGCCCCUUUUUGGCGCCCCCGCCGGGGCCGGGCCGCCCAAAUGGCCCAAACCGGGGGGGUUUUCCCCCAAAUCCCGCUCGGCGAAGCUUCCCGGUCGUGUCUUUGCCGGGAAGAGCGAAGAACGGCACCAAAACUGCUUCUUUUCGUAAUAAAAUGGAGAAAAACGCG
Columba livia (rock pigeon) is the source of this 2995-nucleotide messenger RNA. It is a transcript of the gene DPF2, whose product is annotated as double PHD fingers 2. Bases 140 to 1408 code for a protein of 422 amino acids. The record is from RefSeq and is a predicted model, not a curated record. Gene Ontology annotation, cellular component: MLL3/4 complex. The transcript is spliced from 12 exons. Gene Ontology annotation, biological process: positive regulation of transcription by RNA polymerase II. Gene Ontology annotation, molecular function: histone binding; transcription coactivator activity; histone H3K4 methyltransferase activity. NCBI's taxonomy places the organism in Eukaryota, Metazoa, Chordata, Aves, Columbiformes, Columbidae.